Salvia hispanica is the source of this 2452-nucleotide messenger RNA. RefSeq names its product MLO-like protein 11. Gene Ontology annotation, cellular component: membrane. Lineage: Eukaryota; Viridiplantae; Streptophyta; Magnoliopsida; Lamiales; Lamiaceae. Gene Ontology annotation, biological process: defense response. The record is from RefSeq and is a predicted model, not a curated record.
UAAUUUCUAGAGAGGGAGAGGUAGGAAGGAGAUAGGCAAGAGCUGACACCUAAAGAAUGAAUUUUUAGAAACUUUUGCUACUUCAGCAUCAGCCAGCUGCCAGCCCACACACUCAGCACCAGCCUUGAUUCACCCUGAUUUAACUAUGCCAACACAUUUUUUCCUGUCAGGAUUUAAUUCAUUUUCAAAAGAAGAACUUUCUUGUCUCGUCUUCGUCCGGAUCAAUUUCUGCUCUUCCUUUUCUUGUUGGUGACAAAAAAUGAAAUCUUGCUUUGUCUUCCCAUGUUGAAAAAUGAAAAGAGAGUCAUAUCUCAGUCAAAUGUUGAUUUUCUGCUAGUAUAUUCCAAUUCCACCGUCUUUCGCGGCAUAGAUUAAAGUAUUAGCACAACCACUUUGCAUUUUCUUCAUUCCGGAAGCAGCGGCUGCAUUUAUGGUUUCAUCACUACGCGUUUUUAUUUAAGACUAGUGUGAGUUUUGAAACAAAGUUUGGAUUUUUUUAUUUUGGGUUUUUGUUGAGGUCUAGAGUCUAAUUGAGGGGUUGAAGUUUGGAUUUUGAGGUCUGAGCUUCGAGAAUGUCUGAAUCCGAAGCCUCAGAAAAUGAGAAGGAUCUGAGGUCUUUGGCUCUCACUCCAACAUGGUCCGUGGCUUCUGUUUUGACCAUAUUUGUUGCCGUUUCACUUCUCGUGGAGCGAUCCAUUCACCGCUUGGGAAUUUGGUUGAAGAAGACUGAUCGGAAGCCUUUGCUUGCUGCUGUUGAGAAAAUGAAGGAAGAGUUGAUGCUUCUCGGGUUCAUAUCCCUUCUCCUCACAGCAACAUCAAGCAUUAUAUCAAACAUUUGCAUCCCUUCCAAGUUCUAUGAUAGUGCGUUUGCCCCGUGCACUAGGAAAGAAGUCGAUGAGGAUACAGAAGAUAAUCAUUUACAGGAGCGUGGACUUUUGAUGACCUUCUUUGGUCAUCGCUCACACAGGAGAGUAUUGAUGGGUCUAAAUCAGAAUACUUGCUCAGAGAACUAUGAACCUUUUGUAUCAUAUGAAGGACUUGAGCAGCUCCAUAGGUUCAUUUUUGUUAUGGCUAUCACGCAUAUAUCUUACAGCUGCUUAACGAUGUUGUUAGCAAUUGUGAAGAUUCACAGUUGGAGGGCGUGGGAGGAUGAGGCUCACUUGGACAGGCACAAUUCAUUAAGUGAAAAAACCAGAGCAAUGACAAUGCAAAGACAAUCAACUUUUGUGAGAGUCCAUACAUCAACUCCUAUGCAGAGGAACAACUUUCUCGUUUGGGUGACAUGCUUCUUCCGCCAGUUUGGGCGUUCAGUUGUUCGUGCUGAUUACCUCACCCUUCGACAAGGAUUUAUUACGAACCACAACCUCACAUCAACAUAUGAUUUCCACAGCUAUAUGAUUCGUUCUAUGGAAGAAGAAUUUCAAAGGAUAGUUGGUGUCAGUGCUCCACUCUGGGGAUUUGUUGUAGCUUUUAUGCUGUUCAAUGUAAAAGGAUCCAAUCUAUACUUCUGGAUUGCACUUAUUCCUGUCACUCUUGUUCUACUUGUUGGCACAAAACUGCAACACAUCAUAGCAACCUUGGCGUUAGAGAGUGCGGGUAUAACAGGGAGCUUUAACGGACCUAAGUUUAGACCCCGAGAUGAACUGUUUUGGUUCAAGAAGCCAGAACUUUUGCUGUCCUUGAUUCAUUUUAUCCUAUUCCAGAACGCAUUUGAGCUCGCUUCAUUCUUCUGGUUCUGGUGGCAGUUUGGCUACAAUUCUUGCUUCAUAAGGAACCACUUACUUGUCUAUUUACGACUAUUUGUUGGAUUUGCAGGGCAAUUCUUGUGCAGCUACAGCACCCUGCCACUCUAUGCAUUAGUAACUCAGAUGGGAACAAAUUACAAGGCUGCCAUGAUCCCACACAACAUACGAGAGACGAUACACGGAUGGGGAAAGGCAGCUCGGAGGAGGAGAAAAAUGGGUGUCUUCACAGACGAUUCAACCAUUCACACAGAUACUAGCACAGUCAUGUCAGUCGAGGAAGAUGACGACCAUCAGUUGAUAGAUAGUCCCCGAUUCGCCCCUAAGUCAGCUGCAGAAAUCGAGCUGCAACAAACCACAGUUGCCAUCAGCGAUGAUCAAUCCCCACCAUCUGCUAAUGAGGCUUCAACUCGCGUUGGUACUCCUCUCCUUCGCCCCUCUGCUUCUGUUUCUUCCUCGGUUUCUUACAGAAUUCUGCAAGAAACGGCACCAAGAUCUUCCUCCAUGCCGCGCUAGGACGAAAACGGAUUGUUAAUACUUCUACAUGCAGUAGUUGUAAUAUAACUUUGGUAGAUUAAAGCAGAUGUGAACAAGCAGAAUGUUGUUGUAAUAGAAAUCUUCAAAGCUUAUAGAGUGAAUGAAUAGUUUAAACUCAGAAAUAUUCAAAUCAUAUAGAGUGAAUGAAUGGUUUAAACUCAUGCUUUCUUUCC